This is a messenger RNA of Fulvia fulva, 558 nucleotides long. RefSeq lists its product as uncharacterized. The transcript is spliced from 2 exons. The coding region runs from base 1 to 558 and encodes 185 amino acids. Lineage: Eukaryota; Fungi; Ascomycota; Dothideomycetes; Mycosphaerellales; Mycosphaerellaceae. The record is from RefSeq and is a predicted model, not a curated record.
AUGUCGUACCAACAGUACGGCUCGUCCUCGUACACGGGCCAACAAUAUGGCUACUAUCCAGAUGAACAACAAUACUACACCGAACAACGAACACCGCCAUCUAGAUCCCAACAAUACUACGACUACACCCCAUCCUCAGCACCACGAACAAUCAGACCCACAACGACAGGCUACCCAAGCCCUCCCUCCUCACCCUACACCUCCACAUCAAACCCCUACUACUACUACUCCUCCUCGCCCUCAUCAGCCUACUCAACCUCCCCAACCUCCCCUGGCCCAUCCCACUCCCAACCAUCUCAACCCCGUCCCCAACCACCAGUAGAAUACCACUGCCUGAUCUGCACCCACACCUGCGCGCGCAAAGCAGAUCUCGAACGGCACUACAGCGCUAUGCAUUGUCGCGACUCGAGUGCGCUGGUGGAUUGUCAGUGGGCUGGGUGUCAUCGGGUGGGUCAGGCGGGGUUUGGGAGGAAGGAUAAGAUGGUGGAGCAUAUGAGGGAUGUGCAUAAGGCGGAUAUUCCAAAGAGGGGAGGUGGUACUGGGGGGAGGAGGAGUUGA